Molecule: messenger RNA, 709 nt
Organism: Marasmius oreades (fairy-ring Marasmius)
Lineage: Eukaryota; Fungi; Basidiomycota; Agaricomycetes; Agaricales; Marasmiaceae
Exons: 5
Coding region: 68-430 (120 amino acids)
Biological process (GO): protein import into mitochondrial matrix; protein insertion into mitochondrial inner membrane
Cellular component (GO): TIM23 mitochondrial import inner membrane translocase complex
Source: RefSeq, a predicted model, not a curated record
UCUCUCCCGGACCUCGACGUCGACUUCCGGAGCUUACUAGCUGAGCUACUAGUACAAGGCACAUAUCAUGCAAGCAGCACACCCAAGACGUGAGGAGCCUUCAAUAUGGUACAAACUCAAGAUGGGUGCUCUUAUGGGAAGCGGUGUAGGUCUGACCAUAGGAUUUAUCUUUGGGUCCUGGAGCAUCGUCAGGCAUGGUCCAGGGCCUCGCGGAGUUUUGGCGACUCUAUCCCAGUACAUGGUCAGCAGUGCAGCGACCUUUGGUUUCUUUCUCUCAAUCGGUUCUGUCAUUCGAAGCGACUCUGCCGUCAGUACACAUCUACAAGCUGCUAGAAUGCAACUUCUCACUCCUGCAAUGGCAAUUCGCUCAAGAUCAGAAGGAAUGGAACUCAUCAAAGCACGUUGGGCUCAGGAAACCAAGCAGAACUAGACUUAAAACCAACACAGAAUCCUACCUCUCGGUCUAGGCUCUGUCGUGGCUUCUUGCGAAGCAGGAUGCACAUAAAAUCAGAUCGUUUGCUAUUCGGUUCCUCACCGUUGGAAGGAAACACACUAAGCGGCUAGCACUUCAUUCAUAAUUACAAGACUUUGUACUGGCACUGCAAAUGAUUUGCUUAGUACUUACCGGUACUCCAUUUGUUCUUCCUUUCAAUGAGACAAGCUUAUGACCCGGCCCUUUGUGCCGAGUUUUUUUGCAUGUUUAUACACC